UUGUCUCUGUUUAUAUUAGGAAAGAUGUAAAUGUUUGGUUACACUCGAUCAUCAUGCAACUCUGAUACCAACUGUGUUGCUCCCGAGCACAACUGCAUUUCAAUAGACAAGAUGCAAUUUAUCAGCAGUAAACAGAGCUGAGCAAUGAAUAGUGCCAGUGAUUGUUUAUAAAAGCUGUCAGCUGCAAAGCUCCUGACAACCUGAUCUCACCAAAGAGGGUGACGAGUCAACAAUAGGGUUUGCGAACGGCUUUGGGAAAUGUAAUCAGUGAUUUGGCAGUGGAUUAAGAAUUGCCCGAAUUACACAUCACACGGAUGAGAAAACACAUUAACCUGAUUCCAUCCUACUCCCCAAUGCUUUCUUGUCCAUUUGCCAGCUAACAGGAAAACUGGGGGUGUGCAGCUGCCCUUUACCAAGCUUGGGCGACUGCUGGGUGGAUGGGACCAGGGUCAGUUUGGUGGACAGGUGCGGUCUGGGUCAGUUUGGUGGACAGGUGCGGUCUGGGUCAGUUUGUGGACAGGUGCGGUCCGGGUUGAUUGGUGGACAGGUGCAGUCCAGGUCAGUUUGUGGACAGGUGCGGUCCGGGUUGAUUGGUGGACAGGUGCAGUCCAGGUCAGUUUGUGGACAGGUGCGGCCAGGGUCAGUUUGAUGGACAGGUGCGGUCUGGGUCAGUUGGUGGACUGGUGCAGUUCGGGUCGGUUGGUGGACAGGUGCGGUCUGGGUCGGUUGAUGAACAAGUGUGGUUUGAGUCAGUUGGUGGCCUGGUGCAGUUAGAAUCAGUUGGUGACCAGGUGCAUUUGUGGUCAGUUGAUGACCAGGUGCAGUUAGAGUCAUUUGCUGGACAGGGUCAGUUGUUGGCCAGGUGCGGUCAGGGUCAGUCGAUGGCCAGGUGCGGUCGGGGUCAUUUGCUGGACAGGGUCAGUUGGUGACCAGGUGCAUUUGGGAUCAGUUGGUGACCAGGUGCAGUUAGUCAUUUGCUGGACAGGGUCAGUUGUUGGCCGGGUGUGAUUAGGGUCAGUUGGUGACUGUUGGGUGAGCUCCUUCUGUCUUGCCUCACACCAACGUUAUCUGAAGAGCCGCCUGUGUCAAAAGCCGGGGUGUGGAUGUCGCGGCUCCCAAGUCUGAGAGAGCGAGAAGAGAGAGCCAGUGCUCCCAGUUGUACUGUCAAAGAUCUCACUGUGCUGAAGGCGAGCCGGCAGCGCCUGCCACCACACGCAAACUGAGCUCAAAGCUCGGCUGGUUUAAAGAACUAAAGCGGGAGAGGAGCGGCACAUUCAGCAGAGGCGUGGAGGGUGUCGAGUUGUUAUUGUGUAGCGGGGUGAGGAUCAGAGAGGAUGAGCCGGUGGCUGAAGGACAUCCCUUCACCCCGGGCACCAGCGGUACACACACCGCAGCCGGCCGGCGCAGCCCAGGACACAACGCGCCCACUCUGAAGACAAUCCUUCCUUUGUAAUCAGAAGAUUCCACCAAAAAUCUGCUGAAGAACCGUCCUUCUUGGAGAAAUUUGGAAGUGCAGGAUACAGAUUAUUUGUGAAGUUCCACACUGGAACUACAUCAUUCUAGUAUCACUAGUGCACUGGAAAGAGCAAGGCUAUUUUAUCCAGACGAGUGGGAGAUUGAACACAAAAGAAUAAAAGACUGUCUCUCGUGUUGCCUUCCAUCAAUUGAAAGCCAUUUGAUACUGUUGUUUAACAUCGAUUAUUAGGAGGGAAACAAUUCUCUAGAAUGAUGCAUUUUGAUUGAGAUGAGUGCACCCUCUGUUCUGCACAUCGGUCUCGCUCACAGUCUGCUUCUCGAUCAUCACAGCUCAACAUGUUGUUUCAGCAAUAUGGUUUGAGUAUGCUCCCUCAGCCGCACCUUGCUGACUUUGUGCCAGUUAAUUGAGAGUUGAAAAGCUUAAUUGCUGAUUCUUAUGUGGCAAGACGCAAUGAGGAGGAGACGGUAUUUGCUUAACAGAACUGACGAUGUCCCAGUUAAACAAAAGUCAACCGACUGGCUCUAUGAGUCGUAUUACUGCAUGAGCCAGCAGCAUCCCCUGAUUGUUUUCUUGCUUCUGAUUGUGAUGGGAGCCUGUUUAUCACUACUCGCUGUCUUCUUUGCUUCAGGGCUGGAUAUCGAAGAUCAUGUGGCUUUCCUCAUAACCGUUCCAACUGCCUUGGCUAUAUUCUUCACAAUUUUUGUUCUGGCCUGCAUGGAGUCUGUAUUCCGAAAGCUACUGCACGUGUUUUCCCUUGUAGUUUGGGCAUGUCUAGUUGCUAUGGGUUACCUCUUCAUGUGUUUUGGUGGGAUCAUUUCCCCAUGGGAUCAGGUAUCCUUCUUUUUAUUCAUUAUUUUUGUGGUCUACACAAUGCUGCCCUUUCGUAUGCGAGAUGCUGUAGUGGCCAGUGUGUUGACAUCGUCCUCCCAUACCAUUGUGCUGAGUGUCUCCCUAUCAGCCACAUCUGUCAUAAAGGAACAUUUGGUCUGGCAGAUCUUGGCCAAUGUCAUCAUUUUCAUCUGUGGAAAUCUGGCAGGAGCCUAUCAUAAGCAUCUGAUGGAACUUGCUCUGCAGCAAACAUAUCAAGAUACAUGCAACUGCAUUAAAUCGCGUAUCAAGCUGGAAUUUGAAAAGCGUCAACAGGAACGUCUCCUACUGUCAUUGCUUCCUGCACAUAUUGCCAUGGAGAUGAAGGCUGAAAUCAUUCAACGAUUACAAGGACCUAAGUCUGGUCACUGUCAGCUAGAAAAUACAAAUAACUUUCACAAUUUGUAUGUGAAGAGGCACACAAAUGUGAGUAUAUUGUAUGCUGAUAUUGUGGGGUUCACACGCCUGGCCAGUGAAUGUUCACCUGGGGAGCUUGUGCACACACUCAACGAAUUAUUUGGCAAGUUUGAUCAAAUUGCAAAGGAAAAUGAUUGUAUGAGGAUCAAGAUUCUGGGAGACUGCUACUAUUGUGUCUCUGGUUUACCAAUAUCCCUGCCAAACCAUGCUAAAAACUGUGUGAAAAUGGGCUUGGAUAUGUGCGAAGCCAUAAAGAAGGUAAGAGAUGCCACAGGAGUUGAUAUAAACAUGCGUGUGGGAGUUCAUUCAGGGAACGUUCUAUGUGGUGUCAUCGGAUUACAGAAAUGGCAGUAUGAUGUCUGGUCACACGAUGUUACCCUUGCGAAUCACAUGGAAGCAGGAGGUGUUCCAGGUCGUGUGCAUAUUACAUCAAUCACACUGGAGCAUUUGAAUGGUGUGUAUAAAGUGGAGGAAGGUAAUGGACAUAUCAGAGAUCCCUACCUAAAGGAACAUAACAUCAGGACCCACCUGGUGAUUAACCCAAAGGCAGAGAGACGUAGCCCACAGCAUCACUUUAGACAUCGGCACACAGCAGAUGGAGCCAAGAUGAGAGCUUCUGUCAGAAUGACCAGAUACUUGGAAUCGUGGGGAGCAGCAAAACCCUUUGCACACUUACACCAUCGAGACAGUAUGACAAAUGAAAAUGGCAAAAUCAAUACAGUUGACAUGCCUAUGGUUCGAUACCAUUUCCACCGAUGCACAGAAAGAACAAAGUCACAAAAAAGGAGAUUCGAGGAGGAAUUAAAUGAAAGAAUGAUCCGAGCUAUUGACGGAAUUAAUUCACAAAAACAAUGGCUAAAAUCUGAUGACAUUCAAAGAAUUUCACUUUUCUUUCACAAUCAAGAAUUGGAAAAAGAGUAUCGAGCAACUCCACUUCCAGCCUUCAAGUACUAUGUCACCUGUGCUUGCCUCAUAUUUUUCUGCAUCUUUGUUGUUCAGAUUUUGGUGUUGCCAAAAACGCCUGUUCUUGGGAUUUCAUUUGGAAUUGCUUUCCUCAUUCUCGUUUUCAUCCUCUUCACCUGUUUUGCUGGUCAGCUUCUGCAAUGUAGCAAGAAGGCUUCAGCUUCCUUGUUGUGGAUUUUGAAAUCGUCUGAGAUAAUUACUAAUAGACCUUGGCCACGUCUUACACUCACAAUGACUACUACCGCAGUUAUAUUAGUUAUGGCUAUAUUUAACAUGUUUUUCUUGAAGAACUCAGUAGUAUCUUCUGUCUCUGUGAACAACACAAAUGCCAGUUCACAGUUUAUAAAUGGACAAGCUCUGUGGUUUGUGCACAAUGACUAUUUCUUCCUGCCAUACUUCCUGUACAGCUGUAUUUUGGGAUUGAUGUCAUGUUCUGUGUUCCUGCGAAUAAACUAUGAGCUGAAAAUGCUGCUGAUGCUGAUUGCUGUGGUGGUUUACAACGUGAUUCUUCUGCAAACGCACGCCUCACUCUUUGAUGAUUAUAGCAAAAUGCUGUACACAACUAUUCAGAUAGAAAGGCCUGGUGUGCUGAAGGAUCUGAAGACAAUGGGCUCUAUCUCUCUCUUUAUUUUCUUUGUCACUCUCCUUGUUCUGGCUAGACAGAAUGAAUAUUACUGCAGGUUAGACUUCCUGUGGAAGAACAAAUUCAAAAGAGAAUGUGAGGAGAUAGAAACCAUGGAAAACCUCAACAGAGUGUUGUUGGAAAAUGUGCUUCCUGCUCACGUGGCUGAACAUUUCUUGGCUCAGAAUUGGAAAAAUGAAGACCUUUACCAUCAAUCGUAUGAGUGUGUCUGCGUCAUGUUUGCAUCUAUCCCAGAUUUCAAAGAAUUCUACACUGAAUCAGAUGUAAAUAAAGAAGGACUGGAAUGUUUACGGUUACUGAAUGAAAUCAUUGCUGACUUUGAUGAUUUGUUGUCCAAGCCUAAGUUCAGCGGAGUAGAAAAAAUUAAAACUAUUGGGAGCACAUAUAUGGCUGCAACUGGGUUGAGUGCUGCAACAGUUCAGGAGUACAGCCAAGAGGCAGACAGACAGUACACACAUAUUGGAACCAUGCUGGAGUUUGCUUUUGCACUCAUGAUAAAGCUUGAUGUGAUUAACAAGCAUUCUUUCAAUGACUUUAAGCUCCGUAUUGGUAUUAACCAUGGUCCUGUUAUUGCUGGAGUAAUUGGAGCUCAGAAACCACAGUACGAUAUUUGGGGAAAUAGUGUCAAUGUGGCCAGCAGGAUGGACAGCACAGGAGUUCUUGGCAAGAUACAGAUCACAGAAGAAACAAGUAACAUCUUACAAACACUUGGCUACAACUGUACAUGCAGAGGAAUUAUAAAUGUCAAAGGGAAAGGAGAACUUAAAACAUACUUUGUAAACACAGAAAUGACACGAUCACUAUCGCAAGGAAAUAUGGUGACCUGAAAUACCGAAAGCUCUAUGUCAAUGAAUAAAUGUUCAGCAGCCAAGUAAGACAAGCCUCUGAAGGAGUGAUCUCAAGUAAUACCACUUGUACAUAGGUUUGAUUCUCUCCUUAGCUGCACAUACAUUGCCUAUGUUUUGGAAAUGUAGAGCUAUUAUUAUCUAAGUUCAUCCAAUUUAGAAACAUCCAUAUGUGCUGUGGACAGCUUAUUUGCUUCAAUUGAGCAAACUAAUUGAAUCACGUACAAAACCCGAGAAUGCUGGAAAUACUCAGCAGGUCAGGCACCAUACGUGAAGAGAGAAACGGUUAAUGUUUCAAGUCAAUGGACUUUCAUUAGAGUUCUGAUUCUCUCUCCUUCGAUGCUGCUUGAGCAGUUCCAACAUUCUCAGUUUUUAUUUCAGUUUUUCAGCAUCUACAGAUUUUUGCUUUUGGAAAUGAAUUACUUACAAGGACCUGUUUUUAAAAUGUGUCUUGCAUUGUUACAUUGUUUUAUAAUAACUUAU
Molecule: messenger RNA, 5695 nt
Organism: Pristis pectinata (smalltooth sawfish)
Lineage: Eukaryota; Metazoa; Chordata; Chondrichthyes; Rhinopristiformes; Pristidae
Product: adenylate cyclase type 2-like
Exons: 27
Coding region: 1913-5194 (1093 amino acids)
Biological process (GO): adenylate cyclase-inhibiting G protein-coupled receptor signaling pathway; intracellular signal transduction; cAMP biosynthetic process
Cellular component (GO): plasma membrane
Molecular function (GO): adenylate cyclase activity
Source: RefSeq, a predicted model, not a curated record